Oncorhynchus mykiss (rainbow trout) is the source of this 3809-nucleotide messenger RNA. RefSeq names its product T-box transcription factor TBX5-A. NCBI's taxonomy places the organism in Eukaryota, Metazoa, Chordata, Actinopteri, Salmoniformes, Salmonidae. Gene Ontology annotation, biological process: cardiac left ventricle formation; cell fate specification; pattern specification process. The record is from RefSeq and is a predicted model, not a curated record. Gene Ontology annotation, cellular component: chromatin; nucleus. Gene Ontology annotation, molecular function: RNA polymerase II cis-regulatory region sequence-specific DNA binding; DNA-binding transcription factor activity, RNA polymerase II-specific.
GACUAUACUUGAGGGUGACCAUUCCUGUUCAGGCACUGGAUAGGCAGAGAGGACAACCCAAACUAGCUCGUCACAGACUCAGCGCUUCCGCUUCGUAAAGCGUACUACUGUGGAUCGUUGGUGUGUGAAGGGAGGGAGAGAGAGAGAGGAGGGAGGAAAGAAGCUUGGUGACGGACUUGCUCCUCUGGAACACUGCUACUAUAUUGCUAUGUGCUAUCACCAGGGAAGGCUUCCCGAACAUAUCGACUAUAAGAUGUACAAUAAAGUAACACCGCGCGCGUUAUUUUAGCCAUCUUUGCAAGACUCUUGAAUGGUCUUGGUCGCUAGGGCGCAGUCAAUCUGAAGAUAGAGACAAUCCAUGGAGAUACUGGAUAGCCUUUUCUGGCUACACAUUGGGAUAUACAUUGAAUUGGGUGGAAACUCUUAGCAAACAUUUUUUGAAGUAACUACGUCGGCUGUUCCAUAGCUUCACAAGAUUGAAAGUGACGUUUCUGGUUACAAGUUGAGGCCUUGGUCUCCGGAGCUCCAGACAUGGCGGACCAGGAUGAAACCGUUGGGCUCCAAAAUUCGACAAGCGGUUCAGAGUCAAAGGAAUUGCACUCCGAGAGUAAAGCAGAUAAACCAAAUGGAACUUCGGGCAAAUCUCCAUCCUCCCAGACGACAUAUAUUCAACAGGGAAUGGAGGGGAUAAAAGUGUACCUGCACGAGAGGGAACUGUGGGAGAAGUUUCACGAGGUGGGGACGGAGAUGAUUAUCACCAAAGCGGGAAGAAGAAUGUUUCCCAGCUUCAAAGUGAAGGUCACUGGAUUGAACCCUAAAACAAAAUACAUACUCCUGAUGGAUGUCGUGCCUGCGGACGACCAUCGCUACAAGUUCGCCGAUAAUAAAUGGUCUGUGACCGGGAAGGCCGAACCUGCCAUGCCCGGGAGGCUCUACGUUCACCCGGACUCUCCUGCAACUGGGGCGCAUUGGAUGAGGCAGCUAGUCUCUUUCCAGAAGCUGAAACUGACGAACAACCACCUGGAUCCUUUUGGACAUAUUAUCCUGAACUCCAUGCAUAAAUACCAACCCAGGAUUCACAUCGUGAAAGCGGAUGAAAAUAACGGCUUUGGCUCCAAGAACACGGCGUUUUGUACCCACGUCUUCCCAGAGACUGCCUUCAUUGCGGUUACGUCCUACCAGAACCAUAAGAUAACCCAGUUGAAGAUAGAGAACAACCCAUUUGCCAAAGGCUUCCGCGGGAGUGAUGACAUGGAGCUCCAUCGGAUGUCCAGAAUGCAAAGCACUAAGGAGUACCCGGUGGUCCCUCGCAGUACGGUGCGCCAGAGGGUGGGCACCAGCCAGAGCCCAUUCAGUGGGGAGGUGCAGGGUAUUGCCAACCCCAGUGGCCUGGCCUCCCAGUACACCCAGUGUGAGAACGGGGCCACCAGCACCUCACAGGAUCUCCUGCCCCAGUCUGGCUCCUACCCUCUCCCACACGAGCACAGCCAGGACUACCACUGCAUCAAGAGAAAAGUGGAGGAUGACUGUCACUCAGGAGAGCACACCUACAAGAAGGCUUACCUGGAGAGUUCCUCCAGCGAGGACGACCAUUACUACCGUCCCGUCAGCUACCCACAGAGCCUGGGCCUGCCCGGGGGGCCCUACAGGACCGAGUCCAGCCAGAGGCAGGCCUGUAUGUACGCUAGCGCCUCCCAGGGGGCCGAGCCCGUCCCCAGCCUGGAGGACAUCAGCUGCAACACCUGGGCCGGCGUCUCACCCUACAGCAGCUGCUCCGUCACCACCAUGCAGCCAAUGGAGCGGCUGCCCUACCAGCACUUCUCUGCCCACUUCACCUCGGGGCCCCUGGUGUCCAGACUGAGUGGGUUGGCAGGCCACGCCUCUCCGCAGCUGGGUGACGCCCACCACGCCAUGUACCAGGGCCCCAUGGCCCAUCAGACUCUGGGCCGCCAGUGCAGCCCCGGGGCAGGCAUCCAGUCACCCACUGCAGGUCUCCAAGGCAGCGAGUACCUGUACUCACACGGGAUCCCGCGCACGCUGUCGCCUCAUCAGUACCACGCGGUGCACAGCGCCAGCAUCAUGCCAGAGUGGAAUGAGAGCAGCUAAAAGGGAUUUCUUCAUAGGAACGAUGAAGAAGUUAUAGAAAAAAAGGACAGUGAGAAGGUGGGACUUUAGAUACAUCUAUAUUUAUAUUUUUUAAGCUAUAUACAGUAUGGCAGUGCAGUCUCGUGAGAUUAGUGGGUGAUCCAUGAAUGCCUCAAGCAUUGGACAUUGGACAUUGGACUCAGAGGAAGUGGGAAUGUCUUUGCAGUUACUGCGCCUAUGGGCAAACAUCAUGAGGAUGAUCAAAACAAGGUGGAGACAAGCAUUAACCAUCGAGUUUUUAGGAGUCUUAUUAGGACAACUAAAUACGAGUUUAAAAGCCAAUGCUUUUAAACGAGGGACAGAAGUGACUUUAUCAAGAGACUCCCAUUUUUAAAAUGUCCUGUUUUGACAGUGUAUUAUACAUCUUGGUGCGUGAAGGAUAUGUUUUCUUCUUUUUUCUGCUUCAAGUUGAAAUCUUGUUGACCUUUACCCUGUCGACCUUUACCCUGUCGACCUUUACAUGCUUUAGAUUUUGUGCAAAAAAAAAGUUUUCAUUCUGUUUGGGGCUUUUGUAGUGAAACACUUACUUUCUAAAAAGCAUUCUACAGAAAUUCAGAAGAUGUGAUUCUUAUUCUGUGGCUAUUUUGAAAACAUACUCGGUGAGUUGCUGGCCAGAUUCGUCAAUCAAAAUGACAAAGGGCAGAAAACAUUCGAUACUUACAUGAAAGACAUUGUAUUGCUCGGCAUUAAACUUGAAUACAUGACCACCAUAUCCAUGGAUACGGGUCGACAUAACGGUGAGGUCAUAGGCAGUUGACAGGUCAAUAAGCUGACAGUGUGUUCUGUAGAGGAAGUGUGUAUUGAUAUCCUCUCUAACUCUGGCAUGUACAACAUACACUUUGACCUGGAAAUAUUUGGAUGUGGUUUACCGUUUGUCUGGGGAAGGUGUGUGGAAAAAUGUACCUGCAACGAAAGCUAAGACACAAGAAACCUUCUGACAUAGUGGUUCUCAUUCAGACACUGCCCUUAUAAGAGAUAUAAGCUAGAACCGGUGAAAAGUUGAUUGCAUAUUUUUAUUUGGGUAAUUGAAAACACAAUUUUUUUUAGUCUAUGUUGUACCCAGUAAAUGUGUGUUGUUUCUCAAUCUUUUCAUUUAUGCUCCUACAAUUGGCACUUCUCCCACGACUACAGUCAUGAACUCAACUAGAGCAAACAAAGAUAUGUCUGGUGUGUGACGCCUUUAACAAUGUAGAAUGCAAAGAACCAGAGGCAAAGAUUGAUAUAGACAAAUAAUGAUAAUAUGAAAUCAUGGUCACUUCAGAGAUUAUACAAGACAUCAGUCAAAAUACACGUCAUUUCUGCCAACAUAUGGAAGUCAUGUUAUAUGUUAAAGGUCAGUUUUUAUGUAUGGACAAAGACUUUUAAAAUGCUUGUAGUUGAUAGAACGUUACUUGUCGAUAGUAUUUAUUUUUUUCCUGUAUUGUAAAUCAACUUGUUCCUGUUGUAUCGACAACGAAAUGUGUUAGUCGGUCCCGUUCUUUUUGUUACUUUGUCAUUUAGGCUAAAUGUAUUUUAUUUUUUUAAUCCUCCUGCUUUAGACAUCAGGACAUUCAUUUACAGUUGUCAAAAGUCUAAGAAAGACAGAGAUUGAUUACUGUGGUGUAAAUAAACACAGGUGUAUAUAGAAUACGGAAUACUUGCAAUACAUUUAAAAGAGGAUUCUG